Oryzias melastigma (Indian medaka) is the source of this 3088-nucleotide messenger RNA. RefSeq names its product neuronal acetylcholine receptor subunit alpha-10. The record is from RefSeq and is a predicted model, not a curated record. NCBI's taxonomy places the organism in Eukaryota, Metazoa, Chordata, Actinopteri, Beloniformes, Adrianichthyidae. The coding region runs from base 634 to 2262 and encodes 542 amino acids. The transcript has 6 exons. Gene Ontology annotation, biological process: regulation of membrane potential; chemical synaptic transmission; nervous system process. Gene Ontology annotation, cellular component: postsynaptic membrane; neuron projection; synapse. Gene Ontology annotation, molecular function: transmembrane signaling receptor activity; acetylcholine-gated monoatomic cation-selective channel activity.
UGCCCAAAUGUUUAAUGGAAACGCACCUACUGACAGUUAUUGUGGACUUAUAUAGACCUAAUGACUGGGGAUCACUUUCAUCUUCUCUGUGGACUUUCACGGUCUCUGCUGGACUUUGGCUGCCAUUUCUAAUCUUGGACUUUUAAAGUUUGUAGUGGUCCUGUAUAGUUUGCAGUGAACUCCAGUGUGGUGCACCUAUCUAGAUUUUGGUGUAGCUUAAUUGUCUGUGGUGGACAUUAGGGGACUGGUUCACCUUCAGACACCAGUUUAAUCCAACAUUAUGAGGCUUCUAGCUGUUGGGAAAUCACGAGAGUUUCUUCUCUUUCUAACUGCUGACUGAUGUGAAAUUGAAACUUUUCCAAAAGGACUGAUCUGUUUUUGGAUCGAGUCAAACAUGCUGUAAAUGCUUCUGAUUUGCAGCAAAUCGCAGCCCACACUCUGUCCUAAGAUGGAGCGCAGCCUGCCGCCUCGUGGCACUAACGACCCCCCAUACAUCAGAGACCACCACACUGCAGCAAACACAGUGACCCCAUCAGCAGCUCCCUCCCUCCCUCCCUCCCCUCACAGUGCUCCCCUCUCCUGCCUCGUGUGAUCACACAUCGACUGUCGUCUAGUGAGUGUUUCCAGAGCGAGAUGAAGAUCCUCUGCAGCAGAUCCGUGGUGCUCCUUUUGCUCCCCUUGUUUCUCCCAGUGUGCUCAGCUGCUCACGGACGUUUCGCUCAGAAGCUGCUGAAUGAUCUGUUCUUGAACUACACCAGCGCUCUGCGGCCGGUGGAGGACACCGACUACAUCAUCAACGUCACACUGCAGAUCACGCUCUCCCAGAUCAUCGACAUGGAUGAACGCAACCAGAUCCUGACCACCUACCUGUGGGUGCGUCAGGUGUGGAUGGAUGCCUUCCUCAGCUGGAGGAAGGAGGACUAUGACGGACUGGACACCAUCCGCAUACCCAGCAGCUUUGUCUGGAGGCCAGAUAUCGUCCUGUACAACAGUGCGGACGAUGAGUUCUCCAGCUCCAUGGAGACCAACGUUGUGCUCCGUAACGACGGUCAGGUCAUGUGGGACCAGCCAGCCAUAACCAAGAGCUCGUGUUCGGUAGAUGUUGCCUUCUUCCCGUUUGACGUUCAGCAGUGUCAUCUAACCUUCGGCUCCUGGACUCACAAUGGCAACCAGAUGGACCUGUUCAACGCUCUGGACAGUGCAGAUCUGUCUGACUUUGUCCCUAAUGUUGAGUGGGAGGUUCUGGGCAUGCCGGCCAAAAAGAACGUCAUUCUGUACGGCUGCUGCUCGGAUCCGUAUCCAGACAUCACCUUCACGCUCCACCUGAAGAGACGAGCCUCCUUCUACAUCUUCAACCUCCUCAUCCCCUGCAUGAUGAUUUCCUUCCUGGCUCCGCUAGGCUUCUACCUGCCGGCCGACUCCGGUGAAAAGGUGUCCCUCGGUGUGACGGUGCUGCUGGCUCUCACCGUCUUUCAGCUGCUGGUGGCAGAGAGCAUGCCGCCGUCCGAGAGCGUCCCGCUCAUCGGAAAGUACUACAUCGCUACCAUGACCAUGGUCACUGCAUCCACAGCCCUCACCAUUUUCAUCAUGAACAUCCACCACUGCGGUCCGGAGGCCCGACCCGUCCCCCAGUGGGCUCAGCGCUUCGUCCUCAACUUCCUGGCUCGGAUCUGCUUCAUCCGUGAGGCUGGAGACAGCUGCCUGUCCCGGGCCUCGUCCCGGAAACAGCCUUUGUCUCAGGAAGAGUCGGACGCUCCGUCGGCUGGUGCUGGAACCACAGGAACCAGCUGGGACAGAAAUGGACAGGUAUGGAGCGGAAAGGUGGAGGAGGACAGCGCGGCGGCGUCCCCGAGCACACGGCAGGACCUAACCAAGCAGGCGGCCUGGAAGGAGGAUCUGUUUGUGGCCAUUGACCACUCUGCAGAGAGAGGAGCUGCUGGAGGCCAGGAGGAGCCAGGAGAGGAGAGCCUGAGUGGGGGAGGAGGUGCAGCAGGUGAACAUGUGGACGAGGACAGAGAUGCUGAAGGCGGAGCUCUGCAGAACCGGAGAGAGAUCCUGGUGAGAACCCAGUGCGUGUGCCAGCACCAGCGGCUCCGCAGCAACGUGGAGUUCAUCGCCAGCUCGUACCAGGACCAGCGGGACGCUCAGCUGCGCAUCGCAGAGUGGAGGAAGGUCGCCAAGGUGAUGGACCGCUUCUUCAUGUGGCUCUUCUUCAUCAUGUUCUUCUUCAUGAGCGUCCUCAUCCUGGGAAAAGCCAUCUGAGCAGGACUUCUUCUCUGGUUUGAGUGCCACCUUCACCUCUGCUGUGUUGUUGUUCCACAACCGCCAUGUGUGAACAGAAGGGCGGAGCCACAGCGGGCUGACCUGCCAGCCCCAGAUGUUUGCAUGUACACGUCUUAAUAAAGGUGACAUCAGUCACAAAAUGUUUGAGGGUUUGCCUUACACAGAAGAAUGUUGAAAUACAUUUAUUAGUUUGACAUUUUUAUGCAUAAACUCACAAAAUGACUUUUGUUGUUUUUAUUUUGGUGUCCUUCAUCUGCACAGAUGCUAUCAUUGUAGUUAAAGUUUGUAACUUUUCAGGUGAAGUUUAAUAUUUUUUCAUUAAAAAAAGCAAUCUGAAUGUUAAAGUAAGAUUUGUGUAAAAUCACAAUCAGGUCUUCUUUAUCCACACGUCUGGUCAUCACUUCAUCGAAUGAAGGGUUGGUCUUCACUGGAGGUAAAGUCUGACUCAUCUGUCCGUCCAGCAAAGAAGUCAUUAAUCAAGUACAGAAUUAUUACUGAUCAGAACCACAAUUUACAGUUAUGAUCAUGAAGAUCAUAAGUAAUUUACACAAAUAUUUCACACCUCUGCAUGCGAAAAGAAGUGAAAAAAUAAACAAGUGAGAUGAGAUUAAUAAAAAGAAGGGUCAGAAUUUUCUCACUUCAGUGUUUUUUUCUUUCUUUGUUCAAAUUAAACAAAUGACAUUUGGAAAAAUGCAAGAAAAUGUGUAUUUUUUCCCAGUUGUGUUAGAAAACACAUGAGAUGAGUCUUUAUGAUCCAUGUGUGACAUGUUUAUAGUGAAGAAUAAAAAACAAACUGUGGACAUUU